Erpetoichthys calabaricus (reedfish) is the source of this 773-nucleotide messenger RNA. Its product is annotated as craniofacial development protein 2-like. Gene Ontology annotation, cellular component: nucleus. The transcript has 3 exons. Bases 132 to 773 code for a protein of 213 amino acids. The record is from RefSeq and is a predicted model, not a curated record. Gene Ontology annotation, biological process: chromatin remodeling. NCBI's taxonomy places the organism in Eukaryota, Metazoa, Chordata, Cladistia, Polypteriformes, Polypteridae.
CCAGGUGGAUUGGAGGUGGAUUCAAAUUGUUCUAUCAUGGUGUGGAUGGGAGGAGAAAUGGGGUAGGAGUUAUUCUGAAGGAACAGUAUGUCAAGAGUGUUUUGGAGGUGAAAAGAGUGUCAGGAAGAGUAAUGAUUAUGAAGCUGGAAAUUGGAGGUGUGAUGAUGAAUGUUGUUAGUGCAUAUGCACCGCAGGUUGGGUGUGCAAUGGGUGAGAAAGAAGAUUUUUGGAGUGAGUUGGAUGAAGUGAUGAACAGUGUACCCAAGGGACAGAAAGUGGUGAUUGGAGCGGAUUUCAAUGGGCAUGUUGGUGAAGGGAACAGUGGAGAUGAGGAGGUGAUGGGUAGGUAUGGUGUCAAGGAGAGGAAUGAAGAAGGUCAGAGGAUAGUGGAUUUUGCCAAAUGGAUGGACAUGGCUGUCGUGAAUAUGUAUUUUAAGAAGAGGGAGGAACAUACGGUUACGUACAAGAGUGGAGGAAGAUGCACACAGGUAGAUUACAUCCUAUGCAGAAGAGUUGAUCUGAAGGAGAUUGAAGACUGCAAAGUAGUGGCUGGGGAAUGUGGUAGUCAAAUACCUGGCCAACCCCAGCCUCUCAAGGAGUUUGUCCAUGUGGGGCAUGGGAUAGGCAUUAAACUUGGAGACCUGAUUAAGACGUCUGAAGUCAUUACAGAACCUCCAGGAGCCAUCCAGCUUGGACACAAGGACGAUAGGAAUGGACCAGGGGCUAUGGCUUUCUUUGAUGAUGUCCAUGUCCAACAUACAUUGUACCUCUAG